AGCGUGAGUGCCAAUUAUAGUGCCGGAUUGCAAGCCGCAUGCGCAGAGGUACAUCACAUAGACAAACCGGAAGUCGUGGCUUAUAUGCGGAAGCAACACGGAAACUGUAUAGGUUUCCCAUAGCAACGGCCUGACGCUUUGGCUUUAGAAUUCCAACAUGCCUAUCAUAGCGAAUGAUUAUACGUGGGAGCAAACUGAGAAUGAACUUUAUAUACGUGUCCCCUUAAAAGGUGCCAAAGCCUCGGGGUCACAUGUGCUUUGUACUGAGAGGUACCUAAAGGUCAAUUUCCCCCCUUUCCUUUUUGAAGUGUUCCUUUUUGCUCCAAUUGAUGACAACAAAAGCAGUGCAAAGAUUGGCAAUGGAGUUAUCCUCUUUAAUCUGCACAAGAAGGAGCCUGCCGUAUGGGAUGCACUUACCUUGGCAAAUAUGGGAAAGGAAGAAAUGCAAAAAAUCCGUGAAAAUGCUGUUGCAAAAGAACAGGAGAAGGCACAACAAGAAACAAAAGCCAGAGCCGAAAGGAAGAGAGAAAAUGAAAAAUAUUCUUUAGAAGUCACAAUGAAGAUUGAGGAUGCAGAGAGAAAACGCAUAGAGGAUGUCAAACAUGAGGAAAGGAAGAAAGCAACAGAGGAAUUGGAGAAGUGGAAAGAAAAGGAGAGAAUUCAGGAAUUAAAUGAAAAGAUCCAGAAAAAGCAAAUGAGAAGAGAGAAUGAAAGCAAUAAAGCAGUACACACAAGGUCUUCAGAACACUGCUCCACUGCAACAUCUGUACAAAAUGACAGUCCAGUUAAUGUCAAGCAAAAAGAGAAGAUUUUGCCUCCCACUCGGUCCACUGGAUGCAUUCAGAUCCAGUUUACCCCUCGUGUCUUUCCUACAGCACUCAGAGAAUCCCGUGUGGCAGAGGAAGAAGAGUGGUUACACAAGCAGGCCGAAGCCCGAAGGGCCAUUAAUGUGGUUGAUCCUGGACUUCAAGACUUGACCGAUGAGGAAAAAAACCCAGAGUGGCUUAAAGAUAAAGGAAACAAGCUCUUUGCAGCUGGAGACAUUCUUGCUGCAGUGAAUGCUCUCAACCUGGCUAUACAGUUAAAUAAUAAGAUUCCCGAACUUUAUCUCAAUCGAUCUGCCUGUCAUCUUAAACUAAGAAACCUUCAUAAAACAAUUGAGGACUCAUCAAAGGCUUUGGAGCUUCUCACACCACCUGUCCAAGGCAAUGCCAGUGCCAGAAUUAAGGCUCAUUUAAGGCGGGGCACAGCUUUCUGUGAACUGGAACUUUAUGUUGAAGGCCUUCAAGACUACGAAACUGCCCUUAAAAUUGAUCCUACCAAUCAGAAAGUGAAAUCCGAUGCUGAAAAGAUUAGACGGAUCAUUCAAUCUUCCCUUCUAGAUAAUGAAUAAGGAAUUGUGUGUCUGUGGUAACGUCAAGGAUUUGACUUGUGAUAUAGAUUCUUUUUUUUUUUUUAUGCUGAAAUAUUGUUCUACUGAAAAAUAAUUAUUUAUAAUAUUUACAUUGUUCCUGUACCUUCACAUCAAAAUAUAUCAAAGAAA
Molecule: messenger RNA, 1543 nt
Organism: Xenopus tropicalis (tropical clawed frog)
Lineage: Eukaryota; Metazoa; Chordata; Amphibia; Anura; Pipidae
Gene: dnaaf4
Product: dynein axonemal assembly factor 4
Biological process (GO): cilium movement
Cellular component (GO): nucleus; cytoplasm; neuron projection
Source: RefSeq, marked provisional